CGAGGAAACCGUAGGCGACAGUAUUUUCAAGUCAGUCCGUAAAGCACAGUGCAUCAGUACGCCCGCCUAAGGUGGCACUUUGUGAUGGUUAACAUUGCAUGGCUGCAUGCCUGACUGCCUUGUUGUAUUGUUCGCUUGCUCGGAAGCCAACAAAGCAGUCGAAGCUCGCAGGCUAAGCAGCUUGGCCAAAGCGUGCUGCUGCCCCUCUGAUUUCAUUGGUCACUGAAGGUGUCGAGGUUUGAGUAAGCUGCCUCGUUCGAGGCCGCACACGUGUCGGUGAUAUAGGUGCUCUACUGAAUCUCGGAGCUUGCAGUGAGACACUCACUGCUUAUAUCGCAGAUGUAGGGUGGCUCGCGAGCUGCUGAAGUCCACCGGAAUCGUCAUCCGGAAAAGUAAGGCCUUCCCGCACUGGCCAAAAUGCCGGCACAAGAGGAUAGCUUCCAUCGCUCACAGACUCUAGAGCAGAGUCAAUAUGAAGAAGAUCUUUACAGUCAUCAGCAGAGUGAGCACAGUCAGUCCACCGACGACGUAGUGGAGCAUUUCGAGAAGAUGGGGCUUCACGAUGAGAAGAAGCCGCAUGGCGGCUUCAAAGAAAAAGUGAAGGGCAUGUUUAAAGAAGCUUUUCCCGAAGCGAUCACCGACAUCAAGAUUAUGGGUGGCAUGGCCGCACUUGAAACACGCGUCAAGAAGGAGAUGCACGACCCGAAGCUUUUCCCGGAAAUCGAACAUGUAGCUGCUGUUCGACGUGGCAUCGAACUAUGCCCGGAAGAGCAGCACUUUCUGGCUCAGCGAAAACUGCGUGCUCGUGAUAACUUCGCCAAGUAUCUCGGUGUCAGACGAGAGGAUGUACAUCCCGAAGACGUGCCUACUGUGUCCUUUGGCGGAAGCGGUGGUGGCUUCCGCGCCAUGAUCGGGUGCUUAGGCUAUUGUAGGCAGAUGCAACACGACGGUCUGUGGGACUGCUUGACGUACGUCGCUGGUGUUUCUGGCUCGUGUUGGUCUUUAGCUGCCUACUACACGUUCGGACAGGCCAGCUUCGAUAAAGUGAUCGAUCACUGCAAAGUACGCUUUUCGCCGCUGCACCCUCUAUCAGGCGAGGCGAUCCGAACAAUCCUCAGUGCUCCCGGCGGCGCUCGAGUGACACUUGGGCCGCUGAUUCAGAAAAGCAAAAGUGGACUUCAAACCGUCGCGAUGGAUCUAUAUUCUGUAUUCACCACCGGAUGGAUCUUCUUCCAAGAUGACCCGGCAACCCACCCAGGUCGCGGACAUCUUCCACACAAGGAGGUGGCAGGUCACCAAAAGUCGUGGUACCGAUGGUCUACCGCACGAGAGUUCACCGAUAAUGGUGCCGAGCCGCUCCCAAUCAUGACUGCGAUCCGUCAUGAACGGCCCUGGAAGGAUUGGAAAGAUAAAGAACAUCCGUUCGACGAAGCUGACCACAGUCAAGGCGAUCAUGCAGACGCCAAGGAUGCAUGGUUUCAGUGGUACGAAAUGACUCCGUAUGAGGUCGGUUGCGAUGAAAUACAGGCUUGGGUUCCUACUUGGGGUUUCGGUAGGCCGUUCGAAGAGGGUAAAUCAACGAUGCAGUUACCGGAACAGUCGCUCGCUCUACUGCUCGGUCUCUGUACGAGCGCUCCGGCCGGUCCGCUUACGUCUUACAUCACCACCAUUAGUCGCAAUCUCCCCACGAAUUUUCUGGGCAAUUCAGUACGAGAAAUGGCAUCAAAGGUCACCAAACUCUGGGGCAAGAAAGGCACGGAAGAGUUCCAGGAGCACCACCCGCUACAUGCUUGCAAUGAGCACAACUUUAUGUUCCACUAUACGCAUGUCGAACCCGGCCAAGGUAGGCCGCCUGGUCUCGAGAACUCGCCGCGCAUUCACCUCAUCGACAGUGGCAUGGACAACAACUGCCCAACGUACAAUCUGUUGCAUCCGGCUCGCCAGACCGACGUCAUAAUCAACAUGGACGCCUCAAGUGAUGUACAAAAGGAUACAUUCCAAGAGCGAGUGGACCAGAUCGGCAGUCGCCGCGGACUGAAGUUUGUGAAACGACACGAUGUUAAGCCUGGAGAAGAUCCCAAAGACCCGAAUCGCUUCAAUGGCCUGUAUGCGCAGAUAUACGACGGCAAGCCCUGCCCUAGACCGGAGACGGUGGUGGACUCUUAUGGUAGAAACGUCUCGAAUCCACCAGCGCCAAUCUACGAUCGCGAAUGCACCAUGAUCUACAUGCCGCUUCUGCCCAAUGAAAAAGCUGUACCUGAUUUCGACCCAUCGACUGCGAAGUUCUCCGGCUCGUAUAACCUCGUGUGGACGCCAGAGCAGGUGGAAACGUUGGUCAAGGUGUGCAUUGCGAAUUUUGAAGAUGGCCAGGCUACAAUCAAGGAGGCUCUACACGAAGCGUGGCAACGGAGAAUAGCCGAGCGUGAGGCACGUGAGGCAGGCAAGAAGGCACCCGUACCCGCACCUGCACCUGCAUAUGCAACUACAUGAUAGUGAUACCCAGUGUAUAGAUCCCAGGCUUGUUUAGCUCGUCUACCAUUAUGUAUGAUCUCUUCUAGAUGGUCUAGUAAGCACUGCGC
This is a messenger RNA of Baudoinia panamericana UAMH 10762, 2579 nucleotides long. RefSeq lists its product as uncharacterized. The transcript is spliced from 4 exons. Lineage: Eukaryota; Fungi; Ascomycota; Dothideomycetes; Mycosphaerellales; Teratosphaeriaceae. Gene Ontology annotation, cellular component: cytosol. The record is from RefSeq and is a predicted model, not a curated record. Gene Ontology annotation, molecular function: A2-type glycerophospholipase activity. Gene Ontology annotation, biological process: glycerophospholipid catabolic process. Bases 418 to 2490 code for a protein of 690 amino acids.